This is a messenger RNA of Capsaspora owczarzaki ATCC 30864, 537 nucleotides long. RefSeq lists its product as hypothetical. Gene Ontology annotation, biological process: replication fork processing; resolution of meiotic recombination intermediates; DNA repair. Bases 83 to 325 code for a protein of 80 amino acids. Gene Ontology annotation, molecular function: protein heterodimerization activity. The record is from RefSeq and is a predicted model, not a curated record. The transcript has 3 exons. NCBI's taxonomy places the organism in Eukaryota, Filasterea, Ministeriida, Capsasporidae. Gene Ontology annotation, cellular component: Fanconi anaemia nuclear complex; FANCM-MHF complex.
CCAAAGUGGAUCUGAGUUUGUGUGUCUGAGUCAGUCAGUUCACCUUUUUGCUCUUGUUUUGCUCAAUGUGCUAGCGGUGACGAUGGCGGAUGCACCCCUGCCGACGUUUAAGCCUGCUCUGAUAGAAAAGAUCUUUGAGCAAUCGUGGGGCGGUCGCAAGCUGCGCACUGCCUCGGACAGCACACGACUGACGGCCGAGUUCAUGCGCGUCUUUGUCAUUGAAGCCAUGGGGAGAGCCGCAAGUGUCGCCAAGGCGGAGGGCAGCGACACCAUCGAGCCGCAUCAUCUUGAAGCAGUUUUGCCAGAGCUCCUGCUCGACUUUUGACUCGCACAGGAUUCAUAUGGCGAUGAUGAUCAAACCUAGCACUCUGGAGAGCAGUUGCAGUGUAUGUUCCUUUGCUCAGAAGCCAAGCAUUCAAGAUCAAGUUCAAAGUGAAUCAAAGAUUGUUUGAAUGAAUUGAAUUUGCACCUCUGCAGUUAUCAUGUAACCUACAGAGUGAGCAGCUGUUGUACACCACAUGAACAAAGCAACUAUAU